Molecule: messenger RNA, 654 nt
Organism: Aspergillus tanneri
Lineage: Eukaryota; Fungi; Ascomycota; Eurotiomycetes; Eurotiales; Aspergillaceae
Product: SET domain protein
Exons: 1
Coding region: 1-654 (217 amino acids)
Molecular function (GO): protein binding
Source: RefSeq, a predicted model, not a curated record
AUGUCGAAUCUGCUGCAAGUAGCGAAAAAAGCGUACAAGAAACCUGAUUAUCACCCCCAACAUUACAUGCGAACCCUUGAAGGUAGGUUGCGGAAGCCAAUACCAGGACACAAUGGCCACUUGCAGAUUCAUAUCAACCAGAGUAUAUUCAACCCGGAACACUGUACCGGGCUAAACUGGACGGUUCGCUGGAAAAUGGACGGAAACUGCAUAUAUUCGACUCGAGCGACCCAUGCAUGUACCAAACGGGACUUCUUGUUGGAGGCCUGGUCGAACUGGUCUAAUAUCCCAUCAAGGGGAUCGGAGUCCGGGUGCUGGGCAAAUUUAAGAAGGGAUAUCUUGGCGGAAUUCGUUGGGGAGAUUCGCAGUACGGAUUAUGAUGGACACGCCAAUUACCCCUGUGGCAUCUUCACAAAAGUAGGCAUGAUCGUCCAACGGCACUGUAGCCCCCAGAAAUACAGCAAUUGGACGCGGUAUAUUAAUCGUUCAUGCUGUUUCUCUAUUGUUUUCGAUAGUCGGGCCAUUGGGAACAGUAAGGUGAUGACGGUGGAGGCGAUCCGUGACAUUUCUAUCUUCGAGGAAUUCACGGUCGAUUAUGGAAGACAGUACUGGGAAGACAAUGACCUGGAAUGUAAAUGUGGCGAGACAAAUUGA